UUCAUUUUCCACUUUUGAGCUAUAGCGCCCACCUCCAGUCUCCAGUAAUAUUAUUAUCGCAGAGUUUGAACUUUUGUUACAACUGAAUGGUCGCUUCCGGAGUACGUGAGCAUGUCUCUGUAUUUGAAGGAAAACGAGCUGCAACACUCUGCAUACGAGUGGAAUGGUGUGGAUGUUGAAGUGGAUGGUAUUCUUCAACACGGUUAUGUCAUCGGCCUAGAACACAACGGAUGCUGCUUGCAGCGUCUGCUUGUGGAUUUCGGAUGUUGGACGCAACGGUCGGUCCCAGUUGAUUACGGGAAGGCUUUUCAGCGCUCUCUUCAGAACAAAAGAGAUAAAAAUUGUUUUACCAACGAUAGCGUUCCUGCGAAGACUUACCCCACCGUAGAGGCACUGAUCGGCGGCCAUCCAAGCCAGCCUUGGAAAUGGUACCCCGCCAAAAACCUCAUGGCACACCUUGCUGAUCUGUUCGACUACUCUGUAGUGGAAGUGAUUCAAGAAAAUCGCAAUAUCCGAGAACUGAUUCCAGAGAGCCAAAUAAGGUGGACGCAAUCGGGCACAGCACCCCGGUUGAAACUCGUUCGUCCAGCUGAUUUUGUGAUAAGAUCGUGCACUUUCCCUGCAGGAUUUUGGUCCUCCUUGGAGCCAUGGAAAGCCAUGAGCCUGCGCUGUAGGAUACAGCAUCGAUGUAGUCUGUUUAUUAUAUCGGUCGUCCGUGAGACGAUGACUUAUCUUGAUCGCCCCAAUGGUUACAUCAUGCCCAAAGAACAUGGAGAUGCAUGGAAAGUGUUCUAUCAUCUUCGCGAUGAGAUACGAUAUAAAGACAACAGGAAAAGAACGGAAGAUCGUGUAAAGAUCCAAAAUUUGCAAAAUGAUGAUGAAGCAGCCGACACCGGCGAACUCACUCUGAUACUACCUCCUGAGCUUUUGAAAGGAAUCUUCCGGUCACUCGACACCAUUAACCGGCUGCGCUGCCGACGCACUUGUCACUUGUGGAAUGAUAUCCUAGGUUCCCCGGAAUUUUGCCGCGAUGUCGUUGUACAGAUACAACUAGAGCAGUCAAUGUCUGAUACUACUGACAACUGUCAGCAGUCCAUUUAUGAAGCAUACGCAUGCUUUUGGAAGUGCGUUACAUCCAUUACCCGCACAGUCCGCAUACAGGGCGGCCUUGUUCACCCGGAUGACGAUGGUGAAAAAUGGGGACGUCGACGCAUCACCGAUGCGAUGCUCGACUGUAUCCAACAGGUACUGGAGCACACCGGCACUCGCAUUAAUCAGUUAGCGUUUGACCGCCGCGACAUGACAAUCACCAGUGCUUUCAACCGCCGUUUCGGAGAUUACUGUGAUGAUCUAGCUUGCACCUACUUCAACCUGGCACCGUGGUGCCAGCGCAUAGUCUGGACCAAUGUUUCGUUCUGCUACAUAAAAGACGGCCAUCAAAUCUAUAUUCGCAUUCCGCGGGGAGAGUUCGAUCUGAAAAGCGUCAAUGCUGCCCAGAUUUGGGAUUUAUUGGAAGCACAUCUGGAUCUCGUGAAGGCGCUAGAUAUGGAGCGUAUCGCACAAUGGAUCAUAUCAGCAGGACAGACGAAGUGCAACACAAGCGGUGAACGGAUCAUCCGGGUACAAUUCAAUGUUUCUCUUAUAGGAAACAGUUCUGCACCGCAUUGCAAUAAUAUUUCGAUAAUACGUACAAUGUACGACAAAAAGAGGUUGAACCGAUCAGUCGGUCCGCGGUUCAAAAUAACCUCGCAACGACACGCCACCACUAAAACUUGGACGCUUACUCACUACUUUCAGACGCUCGCGCUCCGUGAUAUCAAAGUGCAGCUAUACUGGUUGCAUAUCAAAAGGUGUAGAAAAAAAUUUUUAACUUUUUGAUACUAAACCUGUGACUGUUUAUGGCGAACAGCACAAAUUCUAGCCAUUUUGCUUUCCCAUAGAGUAUAGACUUGAGCACUGAUUGCAAGCCAAACGGUUAUGCGCACAGAUCCUAUGCUGUGUCUACGAGAAAGCAAAAUGGCUAGAAUUUUUGUUGGUCGCCAUAAACAACCACAGGUUUAGUAUCAAAAAGUUUAAAAUUUUUUUCUACACCUUUUGAUAUGCAACUAGUAUAGCUGCACUUUGAUAUCACGGAGCGCGAGCGUCUGAAAGUAGUGAGUAAGCGUCUAAGUUUUAGUGGUGGCGUGUCGUUGCGAGGUUAUUCUGAACCGCGGACCGACUGAUCGGUUCAACCUCUUUUUGUCGUACAUUGUAUUUUGCAGGUGCUGACAACGUACCAGAGCUGCGAUCCGCGUCUUUCAGCCUCUUAUUCCAAGAGAAAAUGGAAAACGAAAAUUCUGCGCAGUUUGGGCGUUCGGAAACUAAAUCGAUUAUGUUUGUAUGUUUUAUGGUAUAUUGCUCCUAUAUUGCUCCUUGAGACGGAUCCACGGAGCUAAAAGUUUGUCUAUCUGCCGAGAUGGAUUUUAAAGGUUUCAGAAUUUAUUCUGUACUGUUGCGAAAACAUGAUGGUAACGUGAUUUCGUAACCAGCGGAACAAGAUCGCGCAAGGUCACUUUUUCAUCAGCAUGGUUUCAAAUAAGAGAUGUUUAACAAAAGUGGCACGGUAUGGGAAUGAGUACCGUUACGUUUCCCGACUACGCCAAUGGCAGUGGCUGGAGGAGUAUGAGGUGACGAAUAACCGAAAAACGGGGUACUCAUAUGGCAUUUAUAUUAAUUUGUUCACUCUGUUGUACGCCGUGAGUGGUUAUGCUGACCGGAACUUAAGAAAACCUUUCCGGUACUGAUAUCAGUUAAUUUGUACCUAUGCACGGAAACUAUCGCUUCCGCGCUCUUCAAAAAAUAUAUAAUGUUUCCAAUUUUUUUGUA
This is a messenger RNA of Paramacrobiotus metropolitanus, 2865 nucleotides long. RefSeq lists its product as uncharacterized. The coding region runs from base 112 to 1878 and encodes 588 amino acids. The record is from RefSeq and is a predicted model, not a curated record. Gene Ontology annotation, molecular function: protein binding. The transcript is spliced from 2 exons. NCBI's taxonomy places the organism in Eukaryota, Metazoa, Tardigrada, Eutardigrada, Parachela, Macrobiotidae.